UGUGACGUCAUCCCCACCGUGUCAGCUGUCUCCUCCAUCCGAACGGUAGCGAGAACCUCUCCCAUUGGGAGACAUCACGAUCACCUCCCGACCCCGAAAAAAAUGGCACCAAUGUCUUCACAUUGACGUAGGUCGUCGUUAUUGCUCUUAUUUAUUAUUGUAUUUAUUAAUUUAUGUAUUUAUUUCCCGAGCCAGCAAUGGCUGUGCUCGGUGGCUGCGGCUGCUGAGAGGCAGGUGCGGCAUUAUCGACGAAGGCAUCUCUCGCUUAUCACUCGCCAUGGCGCCGGUGAUACCACAUCCAUUGGAGAAACAGCAGCACGGUUCCACCGUCGCUCAAUUCGGUACAUUGUGUUAUUCGGAGGGAGUCAACUAGCUGGGCCGUGACACGACGUGCUGGUGGCGGGGGAGGAGGAGUGGCCCUCUGUAUAUUUUUCGUGCCCUUCCCCGAGUUGACUGUUAUGCGGAUUUACACGUUUCUUCUGCGUUGACUUGAUCCAAAAACAUCUCGACAGUCGACAAGGUCUUUGAAAGUCCUCAUCUGGCUCACCGGAGCCAGCUGCAGCAGCCACGAUGAUGGAGCUACAGAUAGACGAGGUGGUCUACCAGGAUGACUAUGGCUCCUGCACCGUCAUGUCGGAGCGAGUGUCGGGCCUGGCCAACAGCAUCUACCGGGAGUUUGAGAGGCUGAUCCGCAGCUACGACGAGGAGGUAGUAAAGGAGCUGAUGCCGCUGGUGGUGAACGUCUUGGAGAACCUGGACGCCGUGCUGUUGGAGAACCAGGAACACGAGGUGGAGCUGGAGCUCCUGAAGGAGGACAACGAGCAGCUGAUCACACAGUACGAGAGGGAGAAGGCGCUGCGCAAGCAGGCCGAGGAAAAAUUCAUUGAGUUUGAGGAUGAGCUAGAAGAAGAUAAGAAGGAACUCCAGGUGCAAGUUGAGUUUUUAGAGCUGCAGGGGAAACAACUGGAGCUGAAGUCCAAGAACUAUGCUGACCAAAUCACACGGUUGGAGGAAAGAGAGUCUGACAUGAAGAAAGAAUACAACGCUCUGCACCAACGCCACACUGAGAUGAUCCAGACGUAUGUGGAGCAUAUCGAGCGUUCCAAAUUACAGCAGACUGGAAGCGGCCAAUCAGACGGCAGUGGACGAACUCACCGUCACACAUGGAGGAAAAGCAAAGCAGAGCGGCCGCCAUCGUUGAGCCUGUACCCCAGCGGCGAGGGCAUGGUACGUGGGGGUCUCGGGGGGGCUAGGAUGAUGCCCGGGAAAGACAUCUGGCAGGUCAGCGAGCUCGGCCAGUCCACCCUCAGUUCGGCCUAUCAGGAGGACGGAUCGGAGUCUGACUCUGUGGCGGCCACCCCCAGCAGCACUGGAAGCAAGUCCAACACGCCCACCUCCUCCGUCCCUUCCGCCACUGUCACCCCCAUCAACGAAGGCUUCCUUCCCGCCUCCGAGUUUGAGACGAUGCGGGCCGGCAACCGGGGCAGAAAAAACGCUAAGCGGCUCAGCCGGAAUAUGGAAGUCCAGGUUUCCCAGGAAACCAGGAACGUGAGCAUCGGUAUGGGAAGCAGUGAUGAAUGGUCAGAGUUUCAGGAGAUCAUCGAUUCUACUCCCGAGUUGGACAUGUGUGUGGAUCCUCGAGUGUAUGGAGGAAACAGCCCCUCGCAGGGAAUAGUCAACGAAGCCUUUGGAAUCAACACGGAUUCUUUGUACCACGAAAUCAAAGACGCCAAGUCGGACAUCAUCGGAGACGUCGAUGCCGGGGCAGAGCUUCUUGGCGAGUUCUCAGUCCGAGAUGAUUUCUUUGGGAUGGGCAAGGAGGUGGAGAACCUGCUGACGGAGAACAAACAGCUUCUAGAGACCAAAAAUGCUCUCAACAUCGUUAAAGACGAUCUUAUCGCCAAAGUGGAUGAGCUGUCCAGCGAGCACGAGGUGCUUCGGGAGGAACUGGAGGCCCUGCGGCAGUCCAAAAACAAAAUGGACGCCAGAGUCAAGGAGCUGGAGGAAGAACUACGGAGGUUAAGGGCAGAGGCUCUUGGAGCAUCUCGGGACUCCAAGGAUGAAGGAAACGAUGACUUUUCAUCUCCCAUACAAGAUGGCGAUAUGACCAUGACUCAGAGGCGGCGGUUUACCAGGGUAGAGAUGGCGAGGGUGCUGAUGGAGAGGAACCAGUACAAGGAGAGGCUGAUGGAGUUGCAGGAGGCUGUGCGGUGGACAGAGAUGAUAAGGGCUUCCCGUGAGAGUCCUGCAAUCCAAGAGAAAAAGAAGUCUACCAUCUGGCAGUUCUUUGCACGUCUCUUCAGCUCAUCGUCCAGUCCGCCGCCUGUCAAGCGUCCGUACUACAGCGUCAACAUUCACUACAAGUCGCCCUCACCGGCGGGCUUCCCUCAACGGCGCAGCCACACCAUGUGUCAGAUCUCCACCUCCAACCGCACCUUGGAGUUCUUCCCAGAAGAACUGGCCAGUAACGGUGUUGCGUCUCUCCUCAGUGACUCGGCACUGUUGGCCCGCCGAGAGCAACGGCGGGAACAGUACCGGCAGGUGCGCGAGCACAUGCGCCGCGACGACGGCAUCAUGCAAGCCUGUGGCUGGAGCGUGCCGCCACGUUUCAAACAGACUGGUGGUCAGACGGACAGCGCUCAGGACAGCCAGUUGAAAAGACAACAGACCACCGGUGAGAAAGAAGACAACCGCAUGAAGAACGUUCCCGUCCCCGUCUACUGUCGGCCCUUGGUUGAGAAAGACCCCAAUAGAAAGCUCUGGUGUGCUGCCGGAGUGGACCUGGCAGGAUGGAAAGCCUGCAGCCAGGAGUCAGAAGCACUAAAAGCCAUCUCCAGUGGAAGCGACCCUCUGCAUGCAGAAGAGAAUGAAGGAGGCAAGAUGAGCAACCACAACUCUCCUGAGAAGAGGAAGUCCAAGGAGCUGCAGGAAGCAGACACCAUGAGCAGCCGUGUUUGGAUUCUCACCAGCACACACUCAGCCAGCAAGGUGGUGAUCAUCGACGCCAACCAGCCGGGCUCGCUCGUGGACCAGUUCAACGUUUGCAAUGCUCACGUGCUUUGCAUCUCCAGCGUGCCAGCUGCUAGUGAGAGCGACUAUCCGGCUGGUGAGAUUGUGUUGGAUCCAGGUGAUGGUGGUGCAGGGGGUGGCGAAGAUGCCGGCAGCGUGGAGGGUAUGUUGGCUGGUAUCACGCUAGUGGGUUGCGCCACUAACUGCAGUGUUGCCCGUAGCAACUGCUCCUCACGCACUGACACUCCCAUAAUGGACAAAGGACAAGCCCCCGUCGCUCCCCCCGCAAGCAGCAAGAUUCUCCCGACCCAGUCGGCCGAGGAGGCCACAGAGGCCACCGAAGUUCCAGAGUCAACGUCCAGUCAAACAGAACUCAGAUCGGCUCCUUCCGGGCCGUUCAUGGAGCACGUGUUCACCGACCCGCCGCCUCGUUCAGCGGAUGCCACUGACAGGGCCGCCGGGCAGUCCAAAGAGGAAACGUCAGUGCCGCCAGAAAUAGAAGAUGCUGGUGAAGAGGUGAAGAAUUACACCAGUAUGGCACCCACCAUGUGGCUCGGGGCUCAGAACGGCUGGCUUUAUGUCCACUCCGCAGUUGGCAACUGGAAAAAUUGUCUCCACUCCAUCAAACUCAAAGACUCUGUGCUCAGCCUGGUGCACGUGAAGGGUCGCGUGCUGGUGGCUCUGGCUGACGGGACCCUCGCCAUAUUCCACAGAUCAGAGGACGGCCAAUGGGAUUUGUCCAACUACCACCUCAUGGACCUGGGCCGACCUCAUCAUUCCAUCCGCUGCAUGGCCGUCGUGCACGACAAAGUGUGGUGCGGCUACAAGAACAAGAUCCACGUCAUUCAGCCCAAAAGCAUGCAGAUCGAGAAGUCCUUCGACGCCCACCCUCGGAGGGAGAGCCAGGUGCGCCAGCUUGCUUGGAUCGGCGACGGCGUGUGGGUGUCCAUCCGGCUGGAUUCCACGUUGCGCCUCUACCACGCCCAUACGCACCAACAUCUUCAAGAUGUGGACAUCGAGCCCUACGUCAGCAAGAUGCUCGGCACCGGCAAGCUGGGCUUCUCAUUCGUACGCAUCACGGCUCUCCUGAUUGGUGGAAAUCGCCUGUGGGUGGGGACUGGAAAUGGCGUGAUCAUCUCCAUCCCACUAACAGAGACCGUGGUCCUUCACCGGGGACAACUCCUGGGUUUGAGGGCUAAUAAAGUAUCUCCGACAUCUUCCGGGGGCGUGAUCCACGUGUACGGUGACGACGGCUCGGAGAAAAGCAACGGAAGCUUCAUCCCUUACUGCUCCAUGGCGCAGGCGCAGCUCUGUUUCCACGGACACCGUGAUGCUGUUAAGUUCUUCGUCACAGUCCCCGGCAAUGUUCUAGCCACACUGAACGGCAGUGUGCUAGAUAGCCCGACAGAAGGUCCAGGCUCCACGGCCCCCCCGGAGACGGAGGCCCAAAGUGUUCAAAAUGUUUUGGUACUCAGUGGUGGAGAGGGUUACAUUGACUUCCGCAUAGGGGAUGGCGAGGAUGAUGAGACAGAGGAAGGUGAAAGCGACGACACCACACAGGUCAAACCCGCUUUGUGCAAAGCAGAGCGGAGCCACAUCAUCGUGUGGCAAGUGUCUUACAUACCCGAGUGACUUCUCCCCUCACUAUCUCCUUCCAAACUCUGUAAUAUAAAUCCCUGGUCACGUAUAAGUUCUCCCUUCUAAAUCCAUUACUGUACAAGCUGUGCAUCGUCCCUUGUGCCCCAUCAACUACUAACCUUUAAUGCCUUGUACGUUCCUAAUCUACCUGCCCUGCUUUUACCGUCCCCAUCAGGGCAUUCCAAAUAUCAUUGUGGGCCUUGUAACUCAGCUUCAUAAAUAUCCCGUUUUCUCUGUCGUGUAUUCACCCUUCAAGCACUCUCUAGUCCUGCAUCAGCCCCAUGGUUCCUUCUCUUCCUUUAGUUCGCCACCCAGUGAACCCAGAAUUCUCCAGCUCAAAGCCCCCCCCCCUCCCCAAAAUCUAUUGUAUGUACCAAAAAUAUUUUAAAAGAUGCUAUGACUGACAAUUACAUUUCAAGUAGACAAUAGUAAUCUUUCAUCCAAUACCCUUGUGGGAAUAUUAACAAUUGAAUACUACUUGAUUAAUAAUGGAUGGAUUAGAUGGUGAAGGCAUGUUCACCUCAAACCUAAAGAGAUAUUGGUCAAUAGAAACAGUUGAGAGGACCUGCAGCUCCCUGAUGUAAAUUAAAGAUCUGAUGUCAAUGCGGUGCUUCAGGUGA
Molecule: messenger RNA, 5267 nt
Organism: Syngnathus acus (greater pipefish)
Lineage: Eukaryota; Metazoa; Chordata; Actinopteri; Syngnathiformes; Syngnathidae
Gene: mapk8ip3
Product: mitogen-activated protein kinase 8 interacting protein 3
Exons: 35
Coding region: 571-4641 (1356 amino acids)
Biological process (GO): vesicle-mediated transport
Cellular component (GO): cytoplasm
Molecular function (GO): JUN kinase binding; MAP kinase scaffold activity; signaling receptor complex adaptor activity
Source: RefSeq, a predicted model, not a curated record